CGUGUCCCGGGCAGCGCCGGCCCUGCCUGCGGCUGCCUCCGCCUGCGGGGCUCGGGCAGCGCCUGCCCGGGGCUCCUCGGGCCAGGGCAGGGCCUGGGCCCCUCGCCCGCUCCUGCUGACAGACCCUGCCUCGCUCAGAGGACACGCGGCGUUCCCUCCCCGUUGCCCCCACAGCCCUUGCUGCUGUUCCUGGCUUCCCCUGGGUCUCUGCCGCGUUGCCCCUUGGGCCCCAGGCACCUUCUCAGCAGCGGGUGGAGUGAAAGACUGAAUCGACUUGGAGACCACUUUCUCUUAUGUACAAUAAUAAAGGAAAAACCUCUCUGAUAAAGGAAAAACCUUUGAGGCCUGUUUCUAAGAAAGUAGAGGCAUCUGUUUUUCACCACUGAAUAUUGGUGUUAUGUUUUUACAGCACAUUGACAAUUAAUACCAGUCCAUCCAACAAAACAUGAAGGCUAAAACCAAAGGAAAGAAACAAAGGCAAACCGUUGAAAAAGACGCAUUUUCUGAAGAGCCGGCAACGAGAAAAAAGGAACUGGUGAAAUGUUUGGGCCGCAAAGAAAGGAGAAAUGGGGGAAACAAGGAGAGCAGCAAGAUCCCCCCAGGCAGAGCCAGGCGUGCUUGGAGCAGCAAGGACAGGCUGCUGAGGAGGCUGGAAAGCAACGAGCGCGAGAGGCAGAGGAUGCACAAGCUCAACAACGCCUUCCAGGCCCUGCGCGAGGUGAUCCCCCACGUGAGGGCCGAGAACAAGCUUUCCAAAAUAGAGACUCUCACUCUGGCCAAAAACUACAUUAAAUCCUUGACCUCCAUUAUACUCAAUAUGUCCAACGGACACUUCCCAGCAGUAGAAGGGAUGGGGGGAGCCUGGGGAUCCAAAUUGUACCAGCAUUAUCAACAGCAGCAUGGGGAGGAUGACCAUGAGGAAAACCUACAGAAAUAUUCCACAUAGAUUCAUAACUUCAGCCAAAACACCAACUGCCAGCUACUACUGUCACGGUUUUUCCUUCUUACAUCAUAAUACAUAAAACCUAGAGGUUUAAAGAGA
Molecule: messenger RNA, 1042 nt
Organism: Haemorhous mexicanus (house finch)
Lineage: Eukaryota; Metazoa; Chordata; Aves; Passeriformes; Fringillidae
Gene: BHLHA15
Product: basic helix-loop-helix family member a15
Exons: 3
Coding region: 446-946 (166 amino acids)
Molecular function (GO): protein dimerization activity
Source: RefSeq, a predicted model, not a curated record